Molecule: messenger RNA, 1336 nt
Organism: Halteromyces radiatus
Lineage: Eukaryota; Fungi; Mucoromycota; Mucoromycetes; Mucorales; Cunninghamellaceae
Product: Alpha/Beta hydrolase protein
Exons: 6
Coding region: 81-1205 (374 amino acids)
Biological process (GO): medium-chain fatty acid biosynthetic process; medium-chain fatty acid catabolic process
Molecular function (GO): monoacylglycerol lipase activity; acetylesterase activity
Source: RefSeq, a predicted model, not a curated record
GUCCCUUUAUAUUCUUCUUACUUUAUUGUUAUUAUUUUUUUUUUUUUCAAUAUGUUUUUCCUUUCCUUCUAUACUAUAUCAUGAAUUGCAACUUUAAGUUGUUUUGUCACGAUCAGUCUGUAGAGAUCACUAGCGACAAAAAAGGUGUACCAUUUGCCUAUUAUUUAUUAUCAAACUGUCCUUCUUUAGACGAUACGUAUUCACCAACUCCUUACCUUUUUAAUGGUCACCUCCAAACUGGCUAUGCUGCUAUCUUUAAAAGAAAAAGUCCUCAUGUCAUUUAUGAAAGAGAACUUUUGACUUUGGACGAUGGUGGACAAUUGUCUCUUGACUGGACGGUAAGUCAAGAUCGAUCUUUUGAAAAUACAACUACUCCAAUAUUAGUGGUUUUACAUGGUCUCACAGGUGGAAGUCAUGAAUCGUAUAUUCAUGGCGUUCUGGAAAAGGUUCUCCAAGGACCUCAACCUUAUCGAGCUGUGGUGAUGAAUGCUCGAGGUUGUGGAUUAACAGAAAUCACAACACCACAAACUUAUAGCGCAGGAUAUACUCAAGAUAUUCGGGCAGCAUUACUUCAUAUUCAACAAAAAUUACCAGUAGGCACUCCAAUGGUUGGUAUUGGCUUUUCUUUGGGAUCUAAUAUUCUAGUCAAGUAUUUGGGCGAAGAAAAAGAAAACACUCCUUUGCAAGCCGCGAUCUCUGUUGGCAAUCCAUUUGAUUUUUUGAUAUGUGCAAAUAUUCUAGAUGGCAAUUAUUUUAAUCGAAUGAUCUAUUCCAACGCAUUAGCCAAGAAAUCGAAUCGAGUCAUUGGACGACAUCUCACUAUGUUGAAGAAACAUCCUGAACUGAUACUAGAGGAUGUGCUUACUGCUAAUACUAUUAGAGAUUUUGAUCGUGCUUAUACUAGUAAAAUGUUUGGGUACACUACUGUCAACAAUUACUAUCGUGAUUCAAGUUCGGCAUCUUAUAUUGAACAUGUUCGGAUUCCUUUGGUAUGCAUCAAUGCGUUAGAUGAUCCUAUAGCUCUGUCAGUGUGUAUCCCUUGGGAAGAAAUCAAGGUAAAUCCUUAUGUACUGAUGAUGACCACUGAUUAUGGAGGUCAUUUAGGUUGGUUUCAACACUUUCUUUCUCCUUCUCGAUGGAUAGAUCAACCUCUUGCAGAAAUCAUCAGUGCUCUCUUCAAGAUCAAGGAAGUUCAAGUAGUUUAGAUGAUAUAGUCCCAUACCUCUAUCAAGUGCAUUAGAUAUGCAGUAUAGCUAAUUCAAUGAAUCCUCAUAAGGAAGCUGACGACAACUUGUAGACUAGUAUUUUUUUUUUUUUUUUUUGCCCAGCUCUUUCG